AUGGACGACGCCCAUGCCCACCCCCAAUCACCGGCGCCCACCCUCCAUGUCCGCUCUCGAUCAAUACCCCCGUCGGUACGCGAGUUCCCUACAAGUCAGACAACUCCCAAGUCUCUCCCUCACACUCGACAGCAGAAGCUACUCCAGACCCGUCAUGCGAAGUUCUCUGGCCAAAGACUUUCACUCAGUGGCAUCAGCGUCCCGUUCCCUCAGGUGAACCGCUCCGCCGAGAACGACUCUCCUUACUUUCCUUCACCACGAUUUAAAAUACGAGAAGAAAAUGGCAGUGACUCGAACGAAUUCGACAAACUGAGCAGUGCAUCCACAGAGUCUGCCAUCUUGGCCGAGAUCUCGAAUGCCAAUACUUGCCGUAUCCGAGGGUUGAAGAAGCGAGCUGCUAUACCCGUUUUUCAGAGUUCACUGGAGAAGCCCACAGUCCGUAACACAGGAGCCAAUACACCCUCAGUCUACCACGACGCCUACAGUGACAUACAUCCUCCCUCGAUUCCCAGUUCUUUGCAAGAAAGUCCGACCACCAUGGGCCUUAGGGAAGUCUCGGUCAACCUUCAGAGGCCUUCACCUCGCAAAGAUUCGCCAUAUUAUCGCCCAGCGCGUCCCGGGUCAAACCGUAAAGUAUCUCAGACAAAACCCAGGUUCAAUUCGGAGGAGUACAUAGACCACAUCGAAAAUGAGUUACAGAUGGUCAAGGACGCCAUGUAUUCACCAACUACUCAUAUGCCAUGGAAAGAAAAGCUGCGAAAAGCAAAAGAAGAGAAUGACCGUCUGAAGAAGGAGAUGGAAGCCAUAAGGGCCUCGUUUGAAUUCGAACUCCAUGAAACGGUCGAACGGUCUGCUGAAACAGAGCUGAAGCUGAAGCGCAGGAUUAAGGAUCUGGAAGACGAGGUCGAACUUAAGAAGUCGAUGAUCCAUGAUCUAGAAUGUGAUCGCGAGGAGAAGAGAUCUGAUCAAAACGCCCUCGACGUCCUAAAGGCGAGAAUUGAGAAACUGGAAGAAGAGAGAUUUAGCCUGGAGUCCACAAAUCGCGAUAUGACAAAACGCAAUGAGGUGUUGACCCAGCUCCUGGCCUUGUCACCGACAAAAUCCCACCCCAACACUGGCAUCCCUACGCCUAGGCGAAAAAGUGGCCGUCCUAUGUCGCUCAUCAUCCCAAGAUUGCCGACAUCUCCAGUACUUGGAACAUCUCAGAGCAGACCCCAAUCUAUCGUUGCGUCUCCAGAACUUGCGACCUCUGACUACUUCGGAGUUCAGCUCCCGUCGUCACCGUUGGCGUCGGGUCCAUUCGAUAUCGCUAUCCACUCCUCAGAAGCUAUGGAUGAGAAGUACUCCAUCGAUUCCGUGCUGGGAGAAUCCGAGCUGCAAGGUGGGGACACGACUGCAUCAAGGCGGCCAACGCUUGUCUCUAGUUCUUCAAACAGCCCUGAUAUGCAUGUUGGUGGUCAUGUUCGUGCAGAAAGUCAGUCGCAGACAGUUCUGCGACAUCCCUCAAGGAGGAGACCUCGGAAAUUUAUGCCUGGCUCUACGCAGCUGAAGCCAUUGCUCUUACCGACGUUCACGGCUGAAAGUGGUCAUCUUCCUUCAACCUCACCCAACACGUCGCCAACUCGAGCACGACCUAUCCACCUUAGCUCUGAGACAAACAGAUCCGAACAAGUUCCAAUUACGCACGUAGUCAUUCCAGACUGCUUGGAGACUCCCUUUCCAAGUCCGGAAAAUGUUGAUGGUCAACCGGGACCAGACUAUCAGAGCCUGGACGAGGUCUUUGCCAGUGACGAGCAAAGUUUCCAGCCGGAGUUUCUCGCAGAGUCCCUUCAUCAACUUUCCUCUUCAAGUCAGAUGGCGCAGUAUCAAACUCCAGUCCCGAACGGCAAAAUUGAGCCGGUCAUGGAACCUUGCUCCAGCCCACAGAUCAGCUCCUGGGUUUCAAAGACAAUGUCUUCGCUGCCUGAGGACGUAGGGCACAACUCCCACCACACUGCCGUUGCCAUUGCUGGGGUAAGGGGUGGAAAGACACCUGAUACAUUGGGAGGUGGCAAGAAUCCCAAGAGGCAGGACGCUGCCUCGGACUUCGAGACCGUGAAUGCACUUAAUUUCCGGGAUAUUGUCGAAAUCCCUCGUCCGUUAUUUUCACGAGAUCGAGGCCGUGAUGGAGGUUACUCCUCUCAAUGCGCUGAAUACCCGGACUCGCCACUAAAUCCUCGAAAGCGGAGAAAAACAAGCUCAAUAUACGAGUCGCACAGCUCAGAAGUUGACGCUCUCAAGCAUGGAUCCCGCAGUACCCAGAUGUGUCCACCAAGUUGCCUUGAAGUCGUCACGCCCAGCUCCGUCAUCGAACACACAUCCAAGAGUUCUAUAAACAAGUGCUCCUCCCUUCCUAAGAAACAAGCGACCGCCCCAACGCGGACUCCUCUUGAGAUGCUGCAGCAUCGCAAUAUGGGUUCGAGACCGCUGGCAGCCUUGACGAUCCAGACGGUUUAUGCGACCUUGUCGAGGUACACUGCAUAUAUCCAGGGCUUCAAACAAGAUCCACUGUCUCUAGCACGACGGGUUAUGGCAAAUGCCUGGCGGUCAAACUGGGCAAUGAUUGGAAAACUGAGUUGGUGGGUGCUUGGAUUGUUCAUUGGCUAUCGGCGGCCAAAGGCUGAUCACCAGGACUGGGACUGGACAAAGUACGAUGGUGAAAGUAUUGCUAACACAUGCUGUCUUCCGGAUGUUGAUCCUCCUCCGAUCAAACCUUCAACCCAGCCUACACGCGAGAUCAGUCCGCACCACUCUAGUCACAAGAUCGAGGCGCCAGAAAGUCAAGCACGGACACCUGUCGCUCCACCGUCGCGUCCGGCGAACGAGCCUAAAAGUGGCUGGGGCCGGUCAUUGUACCUCUGGGGCAAAUUCAGUGUAGCGAUUAUGCUCGCUGUGGGAGGCGCUAUCGUCAAAGGCCCGGCUGAGAUGUUGCGCGACGCUGAUGAGCGUAGGAAAUCUUGGAGUAAUAGCCCUGCUGAAAAUGCGACAGCAAGCUACGAAACUCGGCGCGCCGAAUUCAAUGAAGCAAAUCGAGCGACAGAGGACCUCAGUAACUCGGGCCAAGGGCAUCGGGCCAGCCUGUCGAGGCCCAGUGAGACUGCGGAUGUUGCUCGCAAAGCUCGAAGUUUCAGCUCCCCAGCGAUUUCACCACUGAUGAAUGGUGGUCCAAAUGAGGAUGUAGAGCAUCGAGGCCCAUUGACAGAAGGUUCCUUACACUCGUUCAGCGAACCGACCCUUGGGGAAGACGCGACUUGUUGGAGUGAAGACACCCUAAAACCUGCUAGAAGCGAUCGCAAAGGAGUGGCCAUGGUCUUCCACACACCAGAGCAUGUCAAAUCUGCACCAGACCAAACCGUCGCUACAUCCGUCCAGCCGCCAGGCGAAGCUCAGAUGAAUGGAAAGCAGAGCACAAUGAAUACUUUGGUGCAGCACCUGUGCUGCGAAGGCUCGGAACGCUAA
Messenger RNA from Fonsecaea multimorphosa CBS 102226, 3498 nucleotides. RefSeq lists its product as uncharacterized. The coding region runs from base 1 to 3498 and encodes 1165 amino acids. NCBI's taxonomy places the organism in Eukaryota, Fungi, Ascomycota, Eurotiomycetes, Chaetothyriales, Herpotrichiellaceae. The transcript has a single exon. The record is from RefSeq and is a predicted model, not a curated record.